Molecule: messenger RNA, 3221 nt
Organism: Crotalus tigris (Tiger rattlesnake)
Lineage: Eukaryota; Metazoa; Chordata; Lepidosauria; Squamata; Viperidae
Gene: PTAFR
Product: platelet activating factor receptor
Exons: 2
Coding region: 832-1905 (357 amino acids)
Biological process (GO): chemotaxis; G protein-coupled receptor signaling pathway
Cellular component (GO): membrane
Molecular function (GO): G protein-coupled purinergic nucleotide receptor activity; platelet activating factor receptor activity
Source: RefSeq, a predicted model, not a curated record
CUACCAGACUCCCUGUGAUUUUUGACCACCACAGAUUAACACAUCUGUCUUCCUGCAAUGUUCAUAGCAGUCAAUGAUGCUUGGGAAUACUUUCCUUAGGAUGGUUCAGGUCAGAAAUGGGCUGUUAGGUUCCACAUCUUGGCAAAUACCCAUCCACACAAUCUUUAACACUGGUUCUGAAUAUGUGUUAUUAAAUAGGGCUUAUUCUCAAGUAGGACAGAAUGGCUGCCCUUAGACUUAGUCAAGAUACCUAAUGGUUUUAGAUUUUUUUUUUAAAAGCAAGAAUAGUUUGAAAAUUGAGAAAGGAAGCACAAAAAAAUUUGCAAUUAUGUUCAACCUUGAUUCAUGUUGCCCAAUUCCUUUUGUGGUUUAUUAGAAUUUCUCAAGAAUACCUACAGAUCCUUUUGUGGACAACUUAGUUUUUGUCUACACCAGUUUCACUUCCUUCUAUAUAGAAUAUUUGCAGAUGUAACCAGAAAAAUACAGCAAAAGAUGUUUAGAAAAUACCACUUGAAACUGUACUAUAAGGAAGUUAAAAAGACACUAAUUUGAUAAAAGUUAAAUAACUCUUUCUAAUGUACUUAUUUGCCUAGAAGGAGGAAGUGAGUAAAAAGAAAGCAGCAGAACAUGAUUAUAAUUGAAAAAUUGCCCCAGGGAAGUCAAAAAUCACCCUAUUGCUAAAUUUUCAAGACAAGAAAAUAUAUAGCACAGAAAGUUUGGGGUUCUUUCUACUUAAAAGAAAAGCUAGGAAAAACUGAAGUCUUUGUAUUUUCAUGAAGUUAUAAAAUUCAAUUCACAAACAAAAGGAAAUGCUAUCUGGAUAAGAACACCAUGACUACAAUGAUAUCCAAACUUCGUGAAAAUGGAAACUUUUCUGCACUUGUUAGCCAAACUAUGACAUGCCACGUGGAUUCUGAAUUCAGAUAUCUACUCUUUACUAUCUACUACAGCAUCAUUUUCAUUCUGGGCUUUGUAGCUAACACCUAUGUGCUGUGGCUUUUCUGGCGGCUUUAUGCUAAGAAGAAAUUAAAUGAAAUAAAAAUAUUCAUAGUCAAUUUGACAACUGCUGACUUACUUUUCCUGGUUACAUUGCCAAUGUGGAUUGUUUAUUACAACUACAGAGGGAACUGGAUCAUGCCCAGCUUUCUGUGUAAUAUAGCUGGCUACUUAUUUUUCGUCAAUACAUACUGCUCUGUGGCAUUCCUGGGAGUGAUAACAUACAAUCGUUACCAAGCUGUCACAAGGCCCAUUUCAACGGUUCAAUCCAGCACACGAAGAAGAGGAAUUUAUGUUACAUUGGCUAUUUGGAUCCUAAUAGGUGUUCCUUCCAUCUACUUUUUAGUUGAUGAUGGCACAACCCCUGAGGGGCAUGUGAUUCGCUGUUUUGAGCGUUAUGAUACCACCACUAAUACCACGCCUAUUCUUGCCUUCCAUGUGAUUAUUUGUGUUUGUUUCUUCAUUGCUUUCCUGCUUGUCUUAGUAUGUAAUGCUUUCAUUAUCCGGACAUUGCUUUCAAAAACAGUGCAAACUCGGAGGAGUGCCCGUGUCAGGCAACGGGCUCUUUGGUUGGUGACCACAGUUUUGACUGUCUUCACUGUCUGCUUUGUGCCUCACCACUUGGUGGAUCUACCCUGGACUUUGAUGGUUCUGAACAAGUGGGACAUAAGCUGCCAAAGGAAAAAACUAUUAAAUGAUAUCCAUCAGGCUACCCUUGUUUUUCUGGGUGCCAACUGUGUCCUGGAUCCUAUCAUUUAUUGUUUUCUCACAAAAAAAUUCAGGAAACAUCUUUCUGAAAAUUUUAAAAACAUAAAAGACAGUCGAAAAUGCUCCAGGCAAACAACUGAGACUGGAAUGGAAGGGAUGGUACAGUUAGAUGAUUGUAUUCCUGCAUCCCCUAAACCUUAAAAAUAUUUUGAACGCAAGAUGGAGGAAGAUACUUCUGUAGCAGCAAAAAAGGCCAAAGAACAUACAUUUGGUUACAAUUGGUUAAGUUAAAGGACAAACAUAUACUGCAUGCAGAUAAGGAAAUACAAUAUGUCUCCUCACAAAAAGCAAAGAUUAUAAGCAGGAGCUUUGAUUUGCUGCCCAAAAGCUAACUAAAGAUGGCUAUUGGGGCCCUCUUUUCAUUCUUAAGGAAACGGACUGAACAUCUAGGCUGAGACUUUCUGAUUGAAAACUGUAAAGUGAAAUGAAAUGAUAACUUUCUUACUGAAGAGCAACAUUUACUUAUUAUCAGUGUCAAAUAAAAGCUAAUGCCUAGCAAGAAUGCUUGGCAAAUUAAUUUAGGGCUGCAUCCUGUGUUGUCCAAAAACAGCAAGAACUGAAGGCCACGUAACACAAAUGCAAGAUCUCUGAAAGGACAUGCCAUAUCUCAAAUGAGAUGACUUUGGAUAUUGUUGUGAAGGUAAAGAAUUUGUGAAUCUCUUAUUUGAAAGAUAGAUAUUACAUUGUUCCAGUUGUGCUAUAAUAUAAUCAGUAUUUUUUUUUUCAUCCUGAGGUACUUCUAAAUUCUUGGGCAUCAUUUGGAAUAUCCUAGUGCCAAUAUCUAGGACAGGGCUAUAGGAUUCUUUUUCAUCAAACAUGCCAUUCUCAUGGGUAUAAUCUUUCUCUUGCUCUUUUGUCAUUCCUUCAAAUCAAGAAAGGCUGAGAGAUACAAGCCAAAAUUUAUAAACUUACAACUUAACAGUCAUGGAUUAGCCAAAAAUCCCUAUGCAAAUUUAGAAGUUGAGAUAGGAAACAAGAAGACCUAUCCUGAAACAAGCCUGGAGAAUGAGAGAACCAUUGCCUGUAGGUCCAUCAGGAAUGAAUUCUCAUUAUUUUGUUUGCAAUCAUAUCUAUGGAAAAGUAAAAUCUAAAUUACAACCUUACAUGAAAUUAAGACUUCUGAUAUAUUAUGCCCAUUUCAAUAUAUUGUCCUUCUCCACAUCUGUAACCUUCCACAAUUUGACAGGCACACAUCUGAGACAGGAGUGUCUUCUACACAUGAAGGUUGUUCAUGAUUUAGAAUGCUGACUAUGCUAAGGGAUCAUUGGCUUUCUCAGGAAACCCAACUGUUGCCUAAUAUUUCAUUACUAUCUUUUGCUUUGUAAUAGUCUAAUCUUAAAAUAUUCAAAAAUACAAGUGAGGGGUCCUUGGUGCUCUCUAAGCUUAUUUUCUUGCAGAGGUUUCAUUAUCCUAACUAGGUAACAUCAUCAGUGCUAGUAAGGAGUGCUGUUUGCUGU